AGAAUUUCUGCUGCCUGCCUCAUACACGCAAUUUGAGCCCCAUACACGCCCAGAGGCCAUCUUUCCGGACUACUCUGGCGCUAUUCAACAUUUCUCUGGCACUGUUUGCAGUCCAAAAACACAGGCUGGAGUUGAAGCCUUACAUAGAUGUACGGAGAAAACCGGAAAGUAAUCACCUGGAUCAUUUUAUUAAGAAAUCUUUCUCUUCCAUGCCUAUGAUGUGGAGUCUCUGGAUGCUGCUGGGAUUUGCUCUCAGUGUGGAUGGCUACUUUGUGCCCGACCAGCACGAGAGUUUGUCCCACGGGCGUCAACUGAAGAUCAACCUCCCAAAUACUGCUGAGACUCUGGAGUUCAUCCCGGCCAAUGAGCCACUACAGACCUAUCAUUACUGGAAACGCGGCUCUGUGUUUGACAAGACCAACAAAGGACAUGUGUCUGGGAAAGGAUCCGAUAGGCGCUGGAUUCUGGAGAAGGUGACAUUCGACGAUAUGGGCACCUAUGUCCAGAAAAACUACUGGCAAAAUGUGGUCUCCUCGCUGAAAGUGUCUGUGACCAUCGUUCGUGUAUAUGAGAAGUGUGUGGCUGGCGAGGACCUCUCUAUCUCACUGGCUGGCAUUGCCAAGGAAGAUGCCCAUCUCUUCUUCUCGGGCGCUGAAGCCAACGUCACCCUGGUGCAACACGGGGCGGUGGUGGCCCAGGACCUCCCGGCCUACUGGAACAGGGUCAAAACUUUUUCCGACAAAAUCAGAAUCCAGAAUGUCAACACCUCGGACGUUGGGACCUACAGGCUGACUGACAGGAAAAACAGAGUGAUCUCCAUAGUCAAGAUGGAACUUACAGACAAACAUGAGUAUGAAGGCAACCCCCUCAUGGCCCUCCUCCUCCUGCUGGGGAUCCCCGCUGGUAUCUGCUGCUGUUGCCGGAAGAAGAUCUUCCAGAAGAAAGCCCAACACACCACCACCGUCAUUCAGGGGGGGACCACCGAGAUCCUGCACCCCCCUCCUCCCGGGGGUCCUUCCCCAGGCUACAACGUGCCCGGAGGUGGGGUCUACCCUGGACCUGGUGAACCAGGAGGUUACCCUCAGGUACAUCCUCCCCCAAACCCCGGAGUACCAGGCCAGCCUCAAUGGACCGGACCCCCACCUCAACCAGGGUUCAGUCCUAUGUACCCCCCCGCUCAGCCCCAGCAGUGGAACGGUCCACCACCCAACCCCACCCAGGACCCCAUGUACCCCCCCGCCCAGCCCCAGCAGUGGAAUGGACCACCACCCAACCCCACCCAGGACCCCAUGUACCCUCCAGCCCAGCCCCAGCAGUGGAACGGUCCACAGCCUAGCCAGCCACAACACAAUCCUAAUGCACCUACUAUGGGGUACACUCCAGUGACAUACAACGCCCUAUCUUCUGGGGAGGAGAUGAAGAUGGAGAACAGGACCCCUGCUGAUCCCCUGCUCCCCACACAACCCCCCCAGGUUUCAAUGCCCCCUGCCCCUGUCCCUCCACCCUACUAUGAUGGUCUUCAAAGCUCAGGAGAAGCCUACCAGUUUAAUGUUGACACAGGAAAGAACACCACCAACAACUACCUUUAGGGGUCUUUUUUACUCUAAAACCAGAUUGGGUCAAUUUACCAGCUCCAUUUUUUGGCUACAUGUUGACAAAAUGUGGGGUAGUCACAAAAGGGGACUAAUGCAUUUAUGAAUUGUUACCGCAAGGUUCAGAAAAGCACUGUGGUAUUCAGCCCACUGUAGAAUCAGGUUAAGUCAAUAUUCCAGAAUCUCAUUUUAAUAUGUGUCAGUUACAAGUAAUACACACACGCACACCGCUUCCCUUUACCACCAUAACAGCUCAAAUUCUUUGGAGGCAUGUAUUUAAAAGCAUUCAAACAUUUCUGAGUUGGUAUCAAGCGAUCUAAUGUGUGACAGGAAAUCUUUCCCCACAGCAUUAGACCACCACUCGCCUAUACUGUUGACACCAGGCAGGAAGGGGCAUUUGACUCAGACGGAGCUACUACUUGUUUUAGGUGAUUGUUUUGCGGAGCCUAGUUUGGUCAUCCACAGCAAUAACUCAGCCUUGACAAGGAAAGAGAACGUGUGCCUUCACAGGUGCCUGUCUUCACACCACUUGUAAUAUCCCAAUUUCUGUCCUGCCAGUUAGUUGACCUGAUUCUUGUCAUUCUCCUGCAACCUCUGUCGUUGACAAGCUGUUUUCAACCUCAGGAUUUCCUCUUGCUAAAAGGUUUUUCAUUUGUUGUGCCCAGCGAGGUAAACCCUAGACCCUCUAGAGCACAGGUGUCAAACCGGUUCCACGGAGGGCCGAGUGUCUGCAGGUUUUCGCUCUCACCUUGUACCUGAUUGA
This is a messenger RNA of Esox lucius (northern pike), 2355 nucleotides long. RefSeq lists its product as uncharacterized. The record is from RefSeq and is a predicted model, not a curated record. The coding region runs from base 210 to 1589 and encodes 459 amino acids. The transcript is spliced from 10 exons. Lineage: Eukaryota; Metazoa; Chordata; Actinopteri; Esociformes; Esocidae.